Molecule: messenger RNA, 1468 nt
Organism: Sebastes umbrosus (honeycomb rockfish)
Lineage: Eukaryota; Metazoa; Chordata; Actinopteri; Perciformes; Sebastidae
Gene: sftpba
Product: prosaposin
Exons: 10
Coding region: 78-878 (266 amino acids)
Biological process (GO): sphingolipid metabolic process
Cellular component (GO): lysosome
Source: RefSeq, a predicted model, not a curated record
UAUAAGCUGCACUCACAGUUCCCUGUACAGAACUCAGGAGGGACGACGUUCAACAAAAAGCCUGAAGAUACCAGAAGAUGGCCUCGCUCAAGAUUGCUCUGCUUCUCUUCGUCUGUCUUGAAGGCUAUGCUCUGACUUCCGCUUUUAACGUCGAUGGUUUGCAAAAUGUUCCAGAUGGCCUGAGAGCAACUGGGGACGUCUGCCAGGACUGCACCCAAAUAUUUGAACUCCUUGCUGACCUGUUGUCCAAUGCAGACCUCCAGAAAAAGAUCAUGGAUGGCAUUGAAAAUGUGUGUGACCACCUGCCUGGGCCAGCCACUGCCAAACUCUGCAAAGAAGAGGUGGAGAAGAUGCUUCCAGUGGCCAUCCACUUCAUUGUUGGUGUUGUAAAACCAGCAGAGGUCUGCAAACUCAUUGGGCUCUGUGGCUCCUGUGACAAGCAGGAGAAGAUGCUCAGCUACUUUGUCAAGGAGGCCCUUCAGGUUGCUGUGACAAGUGAAAAUGUGAAGCCCACAACAGAAUGUACCUUCUGCAUUUUUCUCAUCAAGACUUUGGAGGACAUUCUGCCAAAAGAAAGGACUGAGGAUGCCCUGAUCAAGCUGCUGGCAGAAAUUUGUCACAUUUUGCCCCACACCUACCGAGAUCAGUGCGUAGCCGUCAUUGGCAAAUUCAGCAAGCCGGUGCUGGAUGCAAUCCUGAGCUACGCCACCCCGCAGGCCAUCUGCGCUCUCAUGCACCUGUGUAAAGGGCAGGAGGCUCCUCUUGUAGACCCAUGCACUUUGACAACGUACAGGUGCAGAGACAUGAAGACUGCCCUCAAAUGUGGAACUAUGUUUUACUGUCAGAAGUUUGCCUGGAAGCCUCUCAACGCACUUUAAAAUGUUAUGGGUGGGACUAAAAGCAUGAGUCAACCUCGGUGCCCCCAUAGAUGACCCAGAUCUUUCAACAUCUAACUGCAAAUAUUUCUCUUACUGCUUGACACCUGUGGCAUUCAGAUACUGAUUUGAUAUCUUGCUGCAUUUUUUGGAUUUUGCGUUAUAUUACACUGUCUGCGCUGAGUGGAGAAAACCAGGACUUACAUAGCUUGACAAAAUAUCCUGGACAAAAGGAUUGUUUGAACUUCAGGGGAAAAGGAGAAAAGGAAUGUUGAACAGAUAUGAGAGCUCAGCUAUGGGAUCAGAAUUUUUUUUUAAAUGUGAUUGAAUGAUUAGUAUAAAACGAAAAGUUUUCACAAAUAGUCUGUAUACUUGAUAAGAAAUUUCUAUUUUUAACAAAUUUUCUUUUUUAAAAUGUUUGUACUAGCUUCUAUUCUAUAUAUAAAGUUUUAUGGCUUCAACGGCUUUUAAGUUUCUUCUUGUAAUCUUUCACAACGGUCAGAUGAUCAGGAGAAUUAUCUGAAUAAAUUUCAUUAAAUAAACAUCACUUGAUUUCUUCUCUUCUGCGAUUAAAGGAGCAUUUGACCAUUUCA